This is a messenger RNA of Paramecium pentaurelia, 3244 nucleotides long. NCBI's taxonomy places the organism in Eukaryota, Ciliophora, Oligohymenophorea, Peniculida, Parameciidae. The record is from the annotation of a GenBank genome assembly.
AUGUUAUAAAUUUUCGUUUUUUCUAUUUUGUCAUAAUUGACAUUUGGAUUUAAUGUGUUAAAGCCUUCCUUUGUGGAAAGAAAUAGAGUAGAAAUGUCAUUCAGUUAAAGAAUGAGUUACAAUUUUGGAAAUAAUUUUAACAUGUAUACAAGUGAAGGAGUUGUAAUAAAUGAUAAUUCAAUAUAAUUUGAAAAACCAGGCAGAUUAGUUAUGAAUAUUCCUUUGGUUGAAGGAAUUGAUUAUGCUCUUUAAUUUAAAUUGAACAGUUUGAAUGCAAAUCAUAUUGCAUGUAUUGGAAUUGGAAGUUAAGGAUUCAUUUUAUCAGAAGUUUUGGGAAUUGAAAAAACAAAUCUUAGUCAUUUUUAAUUAGGAUAUUGUAGUGAUGGAACAAAUUCUACAUAAUACCCUGAUAUGUAUACAGAUUUUAAUGAAUUUGAUUAUUAUUCUGAUGAAGAAUUUGAUGAAAUAGAUUAUUCAUUUGGUGAAUCAUAAAUGACUAAUGUUUUUGGAUAAAAAGAAUUCUAUAUGGUUUUAAGAGAGAGAUAAUUAAUAUUUAUGGAUAAUGAAGAGUACAAAAUUUAGAAUAAUUUAGUUCUAUUUUAACUAUUUUCAAUGAUUUAGAUAGAGCGAGAGCAUUUGUUCCAAUUAUUACUAUGCAUUAUAGAAAUGAAAUAUAAAAAAAAUUAAUAAAAAAAAGAGAGUGUGUUGUAAAAGAGGAAUAUGCAAUUUUAUUAUAAUUGGUAGGAUAAUUAAAUCCAUUUAAAAGGGAAAUGCCUCCUGAAAUGAAAGCUUAGAAAGAAUAAGAAAAAAAGAAAAAAGAAACUGAUUUAGCAAAAAUGUUAAAAUAAAAAUAAGAUGAAAAUGAAAAUGAAGAUGAAAAUCAAUAAGAAGAAGAAUAAGAGAAGAAGGAGGAAAAAGAAGUAACAGAUGAAGAUAUAAAAAAAGAAUAACAAGAUGCAAUUAAAAGAAGUGAAGAAACUAAAAAGAUGCAUGAAGAAACACAAAAUUAAGGUGAAGAAUCUAAUGAUUAAGCAACAAUGGCAAUUACAUAAGGAGAAGAAGAAAAUAUAAGUGAAGAGAAUGCUCUUAAUUAAUAAGAUGAUCUAUUAGAAGGAGAAGAAGGUUAACUAAUAGAUUAAUAAAAUGAUGGAGAAAAAGGAGAAAAGGAAGAAGAAAAUAAAUCAGAUUAAAUUAUUAAUAAGGGAGAUUAAUAAAAUGAAAAUGAAUUGACUGAUGAAUAAUAAGCAUAAAAAAAUGAUGGCAAUCAAUAAGAUACUUAAUAAGAUUAAAUAUCAAUUGAUGGAGAUUAAAAUUAAUCAGAAAAUUAACAAUUAGAAGAUUAAGGAGAAUUUUAAUCCUCAGAAUAGAAUGAAUAAUAAAUGAAACCUGAAGAUGAUACUACUGAAAGUAUUGCUAGUGUUUUAGAUAUUUAAUCUCAUAUUAUAUAUGCUACUUAAUUCACUAGAGAAAUUGUACCAUUAAGAAAUAGUGUUGUAGUAGAAAAUAAAUAUACUGUUUUUUAAGAUAAUUAAAGAUUAGCAAAACCAUUAUAAGAUUAUAAGAGUUGUGGAUAUUCUUAUUUAGAUAUUCGUCCUUCAUAAAAUAAUUUUUUUGUUUAAAUAUAGAUUGAUAAUAUUGAUGACUUAUAUGAUGCUUAUCCUAUAGGUUUUGGAGUAUAUGCUUAUUAAAUGCUUGAUAGAUUAAAAGGAUGGAGAAAUUUAGAUGAUUAACUUUGGUGUAUUGAUAAAGAGAGUGAAGAUUUAUGGCAAUUUGGUGCACUUUAUAGAUCAGAUGGUACAUUUAUUGAUAGUUAUAUGUUUGGGGAAUAUUUUAAAUAUAAAGUAGAUAAAUAAGCAUAAAGAUAAACUAAAAUUAAUAUUUAUUUUUCUAAUAAAAAUAGAGUUGCAUUUAGUUUUGAUGAUGAUAAAACUAUUAUGUUAACAUGUGUAAAUCCAAAAUUUAAAUAUUAUGUACCUAUAUUUGAAACUAAAGCUUAUAAAGGUGUUCCUUCUAUGACAUUAUUACAAUAUAUUGAUGAUAUAUAAAUUCCAUUUGAAUAUUCUGAUAGCAUAGAAAAUAUUUAAAAUGCUUUUAGUAAAAUUUUUAGUCUUAUUAAUAAAUUUAUAAUUGAAAAAAGAGGUUCAUUUAAUGAAGAUGAUGAUGAUUACACUAUAUCUGGAAUAGAUGAUACUAAAAGUGCAUCUAUUAAUAUGUGGGAUAUUAAAUUAUAUGAUUCUUAAUAUGAAUGGUGGAUUAAAAUUGAUGACUUAAAAUAAGAUAAAUAAGAUAUUAAUAUGUGUAUUGGAAUUAACUAAAUGAGUUCUGAAGAGAUAAUAACAAAUCUAUUUGAUAAAUAAUACAAAGCAUAAGUUGCUUAUAUUUGUGAUAAGAAUGAUUUUAUUCAUACAUUUUUUUAAGAAUGUCCUAUAAGUUCAAAUCCUAUUCUAUUUGUUCCAGGAACUGUUUUAAGAUUUAGAUUAAGUGAUUAUUUGAUGGAAGUUUAUGAUGGUUAUUAAUUUGCUUAUUUCUCUUUAAGAAAAGCUGGAAAAACUGGAGUAAUUCCAAGUGCAAUCAUUAGAUCUGAUUCCAAAAAUAAAAUCACAUUCUUAAAAGGUCCAAUCAAUUUUGGACCUAAUCCUUUAGCUGAUAGAGUUGAUUAUGAAUAAUUAAAUAGAGAAAACUUUGCUAGUUAUGAUAUAUUUACAUUCCCAAUUUUAGAAAAUGCUAAAAAUGGAUUAUUUAAAUCUAAUACUAAUGAACCUCUAUUUAAAAAAAAUUAAAUACCAAAACCAGGAAAAAGAGAACCUCCUCUUGGUAGAAAUUAUGAUAUAGAACAAGAAGAUUAAAAAAUAGAGGAAUAAAUUUCUAAUUAAGAAUAAAAUUAAGAAGUAGAAAAGAAAAAUGAAAAUGAAAAUGAAGAAAGUCAAAAGUUAACUUCAUCUAAUGUUCCAACUGAAGCUCAUGCAGAUAUUUGUAUUAUAUUAUUUUUACUUUAGAUGGAGAUACUAAUGUUAAAUGUUUGAUUAUAUAUGAGCAUUGUGAUUUUGAAGGUCCAAGCAAAUUAUUAUAUCCAAAUAGAUUUGAAGCUGGUCCACCCAAUGAAUUUAGAUCUUUUGAACUUUGUCGUGACACAAAACUCAUUGAAAUUAUUAUUGAAGGACAUGUUCAAGAAAAGAUGUUUGUGUCUCAAUCAGUAGAAUGUCUCCCUAGUCCAUUUUUUGUAGAUGAAAUUAUUAUUAUAUGA